AUGCAAAAAAUUUAGAUGUUCCUGUCUCCGAAAUUAAAAAGUUGGAAGAUAAAAUGACCGUUAAAUUCUCAUCGAAAUCAUUACUUGUGGCAGUUUUUGCUAUUAUGGUAGUAAUGUUUGCUACUGGUGGAAUUCUCGUAUUAUUAAAAGACUCUCCAUAUGCCAUUCAAAUUGCAUUAGUAUUUGCUGGUUCUU
Racocetra fulgida is the source of this 195-nucleotide messenger RNA. NCBI's taxonomy places the organism in Eukaryota, Fungi, Glomeromycota, Glomeromycetes, Diversisporales, Gigasporaceae. The record is from the annotation of a GenBank genome assembly.